Messenger RNA from Pelodiscus sinensis (Chinese soft-shelled turtle), 2194 nucleotides. The record is from RefSeq and is a predicted model, not a curated record. Lineage: Eukaryota; Metazoa; Chordata; Testudines; Trionychidae.
ACUACAGUCUGUGGGCUCCUUUUCCUGCUGGUACCUCUGUGCACCACACGCUCAGCGCACCUCCAGGCUGUCCUGGAGGACAACAGUGGGAGUGGAGACAAUCCAGGUGCUGCCUCCAUCUUCCCUUCCAUCAGUGUGAAUUUGGGGGUGAGUCCUACAUCCGAGACUGUUGCUGUCAACGGCACCUCAACAUCAAUCAGCAUCUUGGACAGGGUUGUGAAUAUCUUCAAAGAGUACAUGCUGCUAAUCAUUGUGGUAGGGUCCCUAGUUUUUCUGCUGUUCUUCAUUCUAUGUGCAGCCGUCAUUGUCAGGCAGACACACAAGGCCUCAGCCUAUUACCCAUCAUCUUUUCCUAAGAAGAAGUACGUGGACCAGAAUGACAGGUCAGGGGGUGCCAAAGCUUUCAACGAAGUUCCUGAAAAGGCUCCUGAGACCCACCCAGAGGAACCCGUGGAUUCAUCCAAACAGCUACAAGCAGACAUUUUAGCUGCUGCUCAGAACUUGAAAUCCCCAGCUAAGAUCUCUAUGGCAAAUGGGGAUGGGAGCAAAGUCGAGGAAAAGGCCCCCAAAGAACAGGAGGAAGGGGAUGAAGAGGAGCAAGGCAAACACACAGCUGAGUGCAUUCCUAAAGAACAGGAGAAAGCUGACCCAGCAAAAGAGAUGCCGGCUCCAAGUUGCGCUGUGGAAAUGGAGGUCAAAGGAGAAGAACUUGCCUCCACUGAGGAAGUUCAGCUUGUGCAGCAAGUGAAUGCAUCAUCGCCAGAGGAGCCCAAAGAAUGCCCUGGGGCUGAUGAUCCUGCUGUGCAAGCCACUGAAGGGGAGAAACAAGAUGUGUCUGUUCCAGUGGGUCCUGAUACCAGUGCUGCAGGUGUCUAACAUAGGAACUCGGGCGCUGGAAAAACAAACCUGCGUUCCUGAACAAUCACCAUUCAUCAGCUGACUGCGUCAUUGAUUUAGAAACUGAUUCAACAUGCAAUGGGCUAUUUUUAUAUUCAGUGGGCACAAUAGAUACCUCUGUCAUUGUACCAGGCAUGGUGCCCAACUCUAAUAUCAAAACUUAUUCAAUUUAGUACACUAUUUUGCAUUAGCAGACCAUUCAGUUACUGUGUAAUUGCUUAGUGGCUCUCACUUACAGUCAAUCCAUAUAUAGUGGUUAGGGAUGGAUACGGUCAGAGUCCAUGACCUAACUUUCAGGAUCUGGAAUGAAAUUUUGGGGCAUAAGCCUGUCUUGAAUUGUGGCCUUUAAUUAUAUAGAGUAGGACCAGUCAUUUAUAUGGCACCACUUCUGCGGGUUCAUACCUAGGUAUCUAGGGGAAAUCAAUGAACGUUUUGCCUGAAUUAAAAACUGUGUGAGCAUCUAAGGAUUUGAACUCUACUUGGUGGGAAAUCUAGGGCCUUUAUUCAUUAUUAGGGUCAACAUAUAGUGACAGAAGAAUUUCCAGGCAAGUCUUUGUUCUCUGUAAUAUAAGCUGUUGCUGGGCUUUCUUGCAAAUGUUAUUUUUCUGAUUCAUUUUUAUACUAUUUGAUGGAGGACUUUUGGUAUAAAAGAAAUUCUGUAUGUGGAGUGAGCGACUCUAGAUGGGCUUUUGGACCUCACCCUCUCAAAUGGUCUGAAGGGGGGGCAGGGAAGGGUGCUUUAUAUAAUGGGCAGCUGGACCAUGUAAUUCCAUCUAGUGCGAAGAAUCUUGCUUUUAAAUAUAACCUCAGACUUUUUGUCUGGCAUUGUAUUACUGAUAUUUAUGACCUUCUGUGAUUUUUUCCCCCAAAUAUCCUGAUCUUCAAAGGACUAUAAGAAAGAACAUGUAUCUCUUUGUAGCUUUCCACAACUGAUAGAGUUUUACAGUUGUUUUCUUUGGCCUCCAUACUUUGUUUCAGUGUAUAAUAAUAAUUAUUGAUUUAAAAAGAGUAAGCUUCUUUAUAUCCACUGAUUAACUGUUCCUUACAGAGGUUACUAUGACCCACAAACAUAUAUUUUACUCAGGGUUUCCAUUAAAAAAUUACAACCAUAACAACUUGACUAAAGAUACUAGGGAAUGGACAGGGAGGAGAAAGAGAAAUCUAAUAAGUUACCUGUUAAAUUUUAUGCCAACAUUCCACUGAUUUCUUAAAGAAAAUUCCUGUUUGCAAUUAUUUCAGGAUGUUUUUCUUACCUCCCUUUUCCACCCAAAUUAUUAAUAAAAAUUGUUUCUAUGCA